AUGCAACGUGAUGAAAAUGCAACGCGUGAUGAUAAUGAAUCAGGAGAUACAAAUACUCAAUGGAACUAUGGAGGUUCCAACAAUGGAUCCCAUGGAGGACAAUUUAUUCAACGAGGACAUAUGGAUAAUGAUUCAAGACCACAAGGGAUCAUGUUGUUCCAACUCAACAAUACUGGUAUCCACUUGGACAGUGGAUCUACUUUUCAUUUGCGAACCAAUGAGGAUGACUUUAAAGAAGGAACUUUACAAGGAAUUGAUGGAGGAUUUCAUUACACCUCUAAUAUAGAGGGAAGAAGACUUUAUCGAGAAGGAAUUGAUAAGGUAUUUGAUUCUGUUUGUAAGCUUGAUACACGAGCUAGCGACAACAUCAACAGUUUGUCAAACAUGGUAAAAGAUGGAUUUGAUGUAUUUAUGGACACAAAGAGAGAGAACAGCUUCUUUGUGACCAGAAACGGGACUACAUGGCGAUUUGGACAUCGCAAUGGAUUAUAUACUUUGGUUGACAAACCUGCUGUGGCAACAGCAAUGUUCCAUAAUCAUGCACGUGGACUUGACAAUGCUGGAGUAGACCCACGUUUUGAUAUUGAAAUCGAAAGACACAAAGGAAUGGCAUUCAUCCUACAGCGUGAUAGGAUUGCUAUGGGUGAAGCGAUGAAUGAAUAUCACGGUUUAUGGAAAUGGACAAAAUUUGCUCAAUGGUGUUAUGAAUUGGCUAAAGACCAAAGAUGGGAUUUUGAUGAUUUAGAAAUUCGCUUCGGUGGAUUACCCAGUACAAUCGUUCAAGAAGCAAAACGACGAGGUAUUCGAAAAGAUUUUCACGAAUGGACAGAUGGAAGAGGAUUUAUAUUUGAUGAAGUUCCUGCUGGAAUGGAACUAGAUGAAAUUCACAUAGUACCUAAUAAUUUAAAUGAUGAUAUGGAAGGGUACUGUGCUCUACAGAGUGUGGAGAAGAACAAAGAGGGUUUCACAAACAAACAAGUGAAACGAGCAAAUGUUGCACAAAGUGGCUAUCAUAUGAUGGGAACACCUGGUGCAGAACUAUUCAAGUUGGCGAUUCGGGGAAAUUUUUUCAAAAAUUGUCCAAUUACGGAGGAAGAUGUUAAUAUCUCUGAAAAGAUAUAUGGACCAAGCAUUUCAACAAUUAAGGGCAAGCAAAAGCGAACAACACCGAAGGCGGUGGUUGAUGAUUGGAUCGAAAUGCCCAAAGAACUCCUGAAACACAAUUCGAAUCUGGAUUUAUGCAUCGACAUUAUGUUUAUCAACAAUGUCGCAUUUUUUGUCAGUAUUGACAAAGCGAUCAAAUUCCGAUUCUCUACUGAACUGAAAGAUCGAACAAAAGAUGCUAUUUACAAGUCGAUUGACAAAAUUUUACGCAUUUCUAAUCAUGCGGAACUUCGAAUCAAAACUAUUUAUUGCGACAACAAAUUCAAACCGGUAUUUGAUGACGUGAAAGAUAACAUGGAUGUGACCAUGAAUUAUGCCGCGCCGGGCGAACACGAACCAACUAUUGAGCGCAGCAAUCAAACAUUGAAAGGAUUAUUCCGAGCACAUUAUCAUCGAAUGGUGUUCAAGGCAAUUCCUAAGGUUUUGACUAUUGCUUUACUCAAGCAUGUGACAAAGGUUAUUAACUUUUAUCCUGCAAAGGGAGGGAAUUUCGAAAUAUUACAGUCCACAUAUGAUUGUGAGACGAAAACCGGUGGAUUUUUCAAAAGAAUGUGUUGCUGA
Molecule: messenger RNA, 1725 nt
Organism: Cylindrotheca closterium
Lineage: Eukaryota; Bacillariophyta; Bacillariophyceae; Bacillariales; Bacillariaceae
Source: the annotation of a GenBank genome assembly